GCUCGCUCGCUCGCGCUCCGCUGCUCCGGGACACCAUGGACAAGCUCUGGUGGCGCGCAGCCUGGGGACUCUGCCUCGUGCCGCUGAGCUUGGCGCAGAUCGAUUUGAACAUAACCUGCCGAUAUGCCGGUGUGUACCACGUGGAGAAAAAUGGCCGAUACAGCAUCUCGCUGACGGAGGCUGCUGACCUCUGUAAGGCUUUCAAUAGCACCCUGCCGACCAUGGAACAGAUGGAGAAAGCCCGGAGCAUCGGGUUUGAGACCUGCAGGUAUGGGUUCAUACAAGGGCACGUAGUGAUCCCACGCAUCAACCCCAACUCCAUUUGUGCCGCCAACAACACUGGAGUCUACAUCCUCACGUCCAACACCUCCCAGUACGACACGUACUGCUUCAAUGCUUCAGCUCCAGAGGAUGAGGAAGACUGCACUUCCGUCACCGACCUGCCCAACUCCUUUGACGGAGUCAUCACCAUCACUAUUGUUAACCGUGACGGCACCCGCUACACCAAGAAGGGAGAGUACAGGACCAACCCUGAAGACAUCAAUCCCAGCAACCCCAGCGACGACGACGUCAGCAGUGGCUCAUCCAUCGACCGGAGCACUUCAGUUUCCAAUAUCUUCUACAUGAGUUUUCCCACCAAAGACCCGACUCCAGACCUCACCAGUCGUUGGGGCCCUGACACCACUGACAGCGCGCCGGCUACCAUUCCCUCAACCGCACGCUUACACAGCCAUGCAACCACCAAGGAGCAAAGCAGUCAGCUGUGGUCCUGGUUUGGUAAUUCACAGCCUGGGACUCAGGAUGUCGCCACGGCAGCAACGACAGGUACGGAUUCAGAUACCAGGUCCGCAGGCCCGGAGCCACAUGAGGAAAAUGAAGAUGAAAGAGACAACCCCCCCAGUUUUUCUGGAUCAGGCAUUGAUGAUGAUGAAGAUUUUAUCUCCAACACCAUUUCAACCACAUCACGGCUGUCUCACUAUACAAGACACGAGGACUGGAAUCCAUGGGACUCGGGCCUUUCACAACUCCAGACAACUACACCGAUGACUGAUCUGGACAGAAGUGGCAUCAGUGCUCACGGAGAAAACUCGACCCAGGGACCGCAGCCUCCCCUCCUUCACCCUGAGCAUCAUGGCGACGUGGAGAGCCAGCAUUCUACCAGCACAAUCCUGACGACCCCUAGGAGUGUAGCUGAGGAAACAGCUAUGCAGAAGGAGCCGUGGUUUGGGGAUGGCUGGCCUGGGGAACAUUCCCAAACACCCAAAGAAGACUCCCAUUCGACAACAGGAGCACCCGUCACGACAGCCUCAGCCCACGACAGCCACACAAAUCAAAGAGUGACAACAUCUAAUCCAGAGGACAGCAGCUCCUGGAUGGAUUUCUUGGACCCAAUCUCACAUCCGAUGGGGCGAGGUCAUCAAACAGGAAGAACCACGGAUAUGGAAUCCAGUCAUAGUCCAACGCUUCAGCCUACUGAAGAUCCAGACAGUGGUUUGGUGGAUGACUUGGACAGAGCAGGACCUCUGUCAAUGACAACGCAGGAGAGCCAUUCUCACAGCUUCUCGACAGAACAUGGAGGCGUGGAAGAAGCUCAGGACCACCCAACAGCUCCUGCAGCAGCAUCCAGCACUAGCAAUGAUGACAGAGGUGGGGCGAGAGGUGAAAAUCUUCCUGAAGACUCAGCUCCGUCAGUAGAAAGUUAUACUCCUCGUUCCCCAGACCCAGAGGCAAACAGGACGCUCACCUCAGUCACCCCUGCUAUGACCCAGCCCCCUGGAGUUAACGAAGUUGCUGUUAUUGGAGAUUCCAACUCUGAUGUAGGACAUUUACUUCCAGAACACCGAGACGAGGGAACUGGUGGUAGGUCCCAUACCACUCAUGGAUCAGAGUCAGAUGGACAAUCCAGUGGGAAUCAAGGAGAUGACACCAGCACCACCCUCCCUCCUGUGAGGAAAGCACAAAUUCCAGAGUGGCUCAUCAUCUUGGCAUCCCUCUUGGCCCUGGCUUUGAUUCUCGCCGUCUGCAUCGCUGUCAAUAGUCGAAGAAGAUGUGGACAGAAGAAGAAACUGGUGAUCAACGGCAAUGGCGCGGUGGAGAACAGAAAGCCGAGUGAACUAAAUGGAGAAGCCAGCAAGUCUCAGGAAAUGGUGCAUUUGGUGAACAAGGAGCCCUCAGCGACCCCAGACCAGUGCAUGACAGCCGAUGAGACGCGGAACCUGCAGAAUGUGGACAUGAAGAUUGGCGUGUAACCCUUGCCCAGCAACCUGGGAAAGAAACAACAGAGAGACCACCGUUAGUGGGAACUGGGACUGACAAGUAACAGAUGUAAUGUGCUACUGAUUGUUUCAUUGGGGAUCAUUUUUUUAGCAUAACAUUUUCUACUUUUUUGCGUGUGGGAUUUUUUGUGAUUUUUUUUUUAAGUCAAAUUCAAUUUAGAAAAUCAGCAUUGCUUUCUGAAAUGAGAGUCCAAAGAAUAAUUGACAUGAGUUUGAAUAUUCCAGUUCCCAACUAGAGGCCUCUCACCUAUGGGGGUGAGCUGUGGAUGGCUUGUAACAAAAGUCACAAAUACAUCUUCCCGAUUCCCAAACUUCCCUCCCGCCACCUCCUGGGUAGCAGCUACCUGAGCAUUCCCCAGAACAAAGAGGGACUGGUCGCUUGGGGGAAAUUUGAAUGGGUCCAUAAUGCCCUUCUACCAACCCAAUCCCUGGACAUUGCUUUCCCAUGCGGUAGGGGAUAGGGAUGUACUGGUUAUACAUCCCUGUCGCAGACCCACCCACCCACCCCCCGUGGACAAAUUUCAGAUGCUUCUGGGAGACACACAAAGGGUGAAGCUAUUUAUCUGUAGUAAGCUAUUUAUCUGUGUUUUUGAAAUAUCAAACCCUGGAGGUCCUUUGAUCUGUAUGUUUUUUUUUUAAUUACUUUGUCAGAAGCAUAAAAGGGCUUAAGCUGAUGCAUAAUAAACAUCUGUACUUCUGCCACCUUUA
Molecule: messenger RNA, 2984 nt
Organism: Echinops telfairi (small Madagascar hedgehog)
Lineage: Eukaryota; Metazoa; Chordata; Mammalia; Afrosoricida; Tenrecidae
Gene: CD44
Product: CD44 molecule (Indian blood group)
Exons: 18
Coding region: 36-2249 (737 amino acids)
Biological process (GO): positive regulation of ERK1 and ERK2 cascade; inflammatory response; cell adhesion
Cellular component (GO): macrophage migration inhibitory factor receptor complex; plasma membrane; basolateral plasma membrane
Molecular function (GO): cytokine receptor activity; hyaluronic acid binding
Source: RefSeq, a predicted model, not a curated record